ACAUACAUAACUUGAUGUUUAGUUGAAUGUAGUAGUAUUAUUUUGCUCCCUAGUGAGGACGUAAGUGACUGUUUUUGGUUCAGUGUUUUGGGAUGUGUGAUUCUGUUAUUUAGUUGAAACUAUAUGAUUAAUCAAAAUGAGGGUUUCUAAUUGUUUAUUAGCGAAAUUAAAUAAAAUGGUGGAUUUUUACUCUCAGUUUAAUCCUUCUCCACUGUCAAUAAAGCAAUUUAUAGAUUUUGGUUUGAGUGCUUGUGAGAAAAAAUCGUACACAUUUCUGCGCAAGGAGUUGCCAGUGAGGUUGGCCAACAUCAUGAAAGAGAUCCACUUACUACCCGAUAACCUGCUACGGAUGCCAUCUGUGGGGCUGGUCAACGAGUGGUACGCCCGAUCCUUUGACGAAAUCCUUGAGUUUGAAAAGGCAGAUUGCAGCAGUAAGAACCUUGAUAGAUUUUGUAAGGCACUUAUAAAAAUCCGCAACAGACACACGGAUGUGGUGCAGACGAUGGCUCAAGGUGUCCUGGAGCUAAAGGAGUCUCACGAUGUGGACCACCAGACAGAGAACAGUAUCCAGUAUUUCCUGGAUCGCUUCUACAUGUCCCGCAUCAGCAUCCGCAUGUUGAUCAAUCAGCACACACUUCUGUUUGGGGGAGAGCUAACUCAUGAUCCCCACCAUCGUCACAUCGGCUGCAUCGACCCUCAGUGUGAUCUGGUCGGUGUGGUUCGGGACGCCUAUGAGAAUGCCAGAUUCCUCUGUGACCAGUACUAUCUCUCCUCACCAGAUCUUAAUGUCACUGAACACAAUGAUUUAGAGCCAGGGGAACCCAUACGCAUAGUGUACGUUCCUUCUCACCUGUACCAUAUGCUGUUUGAGCUGUUCAAAAACUCGAUGCGAGCAGUGGUGGAGCAUCAUAGUGAGAGCAACACCGACCAGUACCCUCCCAUCCAGGUCACUGUCGUCCGUGGCAAAGAGGACAUUUGCGUCAAGAUGUCAGAUAGAGGUGGAGGUAUCCCACGGAGUCUAACAGACCAGUUGUUCCAUUACAUGUACAGCACUGCUCCACAGCCUUCCAAAUCUGACGCACACACAGUUCCUCUUGCAGGUUAUGGAUACGGUCUACCUAUUUCACGAUUAUAUGCUCGUUAUUUUCAUGGAGAGCUGAGCCUACUCUCUUGUGAUGGUUAUGGCACAGAUGCUAUUGUGUACAUGAAGGCUUUAUCGAAUGAAGCCAAUGAACUGCUGCCAAUUUUCAACAAGACUUCGACCAGGUUUUACCGCACGACAAUCCCGACCGGGGACUGGAGCAACCAGUCAUCUUGCAUGAGUGUACGUCACUUCGUCACAUCCCCUACCAACAACACCAACCGCACGGAUCACAAAACUGAGCUUUCCCGCUCCAUGUAGUCAGACGGGUCACUUUUGAUAUGUGAUAAGACUGAGUCCAGCCCACUUUUAUCUACUUUCUGCAAUGAAACAUUUUCUAUCUACGUUUCUCAAAGGAAAGAUGAGAGCAGCUGCUUUUCUUUUAAGAAUGUAUGUUAGCUUCCAAUUCUUAAAUUUUAGUAAUAGUUUUAUUAGUUGUUACUUGUUAGUUCUCAGUAUAUAGGGAAACUAUAAUCACGGUUGAAUCAGUAAAUAUUUUAUGUUUAGUUUUAGAAUUCACAUGUUUCAGCAUUGAGAUUUUGUUGGAUGUUGUGAUUCACGUUUUUAAAUAACACUUGUCCUCUUAUCCGAACCUAUUUUAUGUGUUUUAUAAACUGCAGUUUCGCUAUCCACACAACUGACCAUCACGAUGUGUAGGAUAUUCCUGCGUCAACUGUAUUAAAUUAAGAAUUGUUUAGUUUUGAAUAUGAUAUUAGCCUUUUGAGUGCCAUGGCAAUUAAUUAAUGGAAAUUAGGUUUAUGGGAAAAUAUAUAGUGGUUCAAAAUAACCAUAAUCUAUUAAUAUUUUAGCUUAAAAUAGUAAUUUUGGUGUCAUGCAUUUUACAAAAGAGUAUAAGUAAAAAGUCACUUCCAAAAAGCUGUAAUGAUAACAAAUUUUUCUCUUGUACUUCUACUUUUACUAUUAAAAUGCUACUCCAGGGUAUCUAAAAUGAAUAUUUUUAUCAAAAUAUAAUGAAAGACUAUGAAUAAAAUCUCACAACAAGCAAUUUUUAUCAAUGUUAUGGCUAAACUUGGCUAUUGCCAAGAGGCUAGUACAAUACUUGAAAAACCGUAACAUCAUAUAAUUAACCAACAAUUUUUAUUUUUAGACCAUAAUUUACAAUAGAAAGUGGUGUGUUUAUAAAAUUUCAUUAUAACUAAAUAAUACUUAUGGCUGAAAAAUAAGGUUACGAGGAAACUUCCAGUUGGCUUACAAACGAAUUCAGUAAUGUUGUUGGUUUACGAACCCAAAUCAACAAAUCAGCAAUUAAAUAUGUAUGCCAAAUUUUAGCUUUGUAUAAAAAUGUUUAAGGACAAAUUUAUAUAUUGUAAAUGCUGAUUUUGUUGUUGUUGUGAGGUCUGUUAACAUUCCUUAAAUUAUACAUAAAAUUGCUGGAAAACUAAAUGGUAAACCGUAAUAAUUACUUUUCUAUGAAAUUUAAGAAUUAGUAAUAUGAGUUUAAAAACUUGAAAAAUCGAUGCCAUUUUCUUAUACUGGUAAUAUGAAAAUAUAAAGCAUAUACAUGCAGGUUAUUUUUAACAAAGUUGGGUUCAACUAUUUUUGUCCUUUAGAUUUUUUAAUAUAUUUCUUAAUUUAAUGAAGCAGUAAAUAUUCAAGUUUCAUAUUUACCUGAAGAAUGUAAUAUGUGUGAUAAUACUCAGCCUUAAAAAAACAAUGAAGUUGACAGUAAUGUAACUUUUUGGAUUUUCCUGGCAGUUUCAUAUAAAAUCAUAAUUUCCAAAAUUGUAUUAUUGAUUAAUUGUUUUAAACUAUGGAAAUCAAACUUUAUAAUCAUAACUGAUGAUUAGUGUUUAACAAUUCUUUAAAUUAUGGUUUUUUAUUAUAAAACCUUCUUAUGGUUAAACAUGGUAUGGCCAAAAUGUUUAAACUACUACCAUUAGUUAGACUUUUUUUAAUCUGUGUAAUAAAUUACAUGUGACACCCUAUGAUGAAAAGAGUGAAAAAGAGUAAUAUGUAGCACUGUUAAAUAAAAGAUAUUUGGAAAAGUAAAAAAAUAAAAAUAUUUGUUAACAUUGUUAAUCAAAUUUCGUUUAUAAAUGUGCAAGUUUACAUUUGAGAUUUAUGAUAGGUGCAAAGAUAGGAGCUACUUUUUGAAGUUAUAAAUAUAACAGUGUUAAAGUUAUGAACAAAUAACAAUAGUUUCAAAUUUACAAUUUUUUGUCAGGUUUUUAAGCUAAAGACAUGCCUGUAGAACUCACAUUGAAACAUUUUUUAUGUGUACAAAAAUUGCAAUUGAUUACCUGAAUAUUGUUAUCCAAAUUUUUAAAAUGGUGUAAAAUCAGUGUCCUGCAUUUUAUGAAUUUAACCAACCACAAAGUCUGAUUCUGUGUGCUAGUGGUUGGUUUGUAGGGGUGGUUUUAAUGUAGAUUUAGUUUUAUUGUUCUUUUCUUUGUAACCCUAAGUAAAUUUAUUACAAUAAUAAGUUUUAAAAUUUUAGCAGUUUCAUGUGUUAAAGGAAAUCUAAGCAGAAACCAUUUUAAUUUCAUUCACUUUGUUACAAAGUCAUUUAAAUAAUAAUACUUUUUAUGAUUUAGCAGUUGCUAGAAAAUUUGAACACAAGUUUAUCCCCCUCAUGGUUUUGGAUGUAAUAAUGCAUUCAUAGUGGUUGUAUAAAAGUGUACUACUGAUGUAAAAUUACGCAUUGUUAUAUUGUUCCUGUUUUAUUCUGUUGUCUGUCGUAAUAUUAUGUAGAAAUGAGAACCACGUGUCAUGCAAGUAGUUCUGGUAUUUCUACUAGAUGUCAGUACUUCCUUGGUUUUCUGUCAUGAAUGUUUGUAUAGUGAGUUUGUACACAGGGUGACACAAAAUAACGGGAAUUUUUAAAAAAAUUCUAAAAAAUAAGAGUGAUGGAAGAAAAUGGUUUUAUUUGUAUUAAAUGAAACAUCAAAACUUGCCAUUUAUGAAACACUGAUGGAAUUUAUGAUUUUUUUUUAAACAACAUCCUUUAGGUGGCGUCCUCGUCUAUGAAUGCAUUCUUGAAAUCUGCGGUGGAGAUUCCUCAUUGACCGCUGCAACAUCUCAACUGGAAUACUGUUAAUUUCCUGAAUUCUCUAUUUUAACUCAUUUACAGUUCUUGGUCGAGUUGUGAACACUUUAGUUUUGAGGUAGCCCCACAAAAAGAAAUGGCACAUGGUCAAAUCUGGCGAUCUAGGGGGCCAGGAAACGUCACAGAAUCUUGAGAUGACACGGUUACCAAACAAUACUCGCACAUCUUCCAUUGACUGUCGUGCAGUGUGUGAUGUCGCACCAUCCUGUUGAAACCAGGAUUCUUGAAAUUCUGGAAAAUAGUUCAAUUCAGGUGUAACGAAACGUUGUAACAUUUCCACGUAACGAUCAGAAUUGACAUUUACUGCAAUCCCCAGUUCAUCCUAAAAAAAAUAAGGUCCAAUGAUCCCAUGUAAUGAAACAGCACACCAUACUGUAACCUUAUUAGUGUGUAAAGGGCGCUCAUGAAGUUCAUUAGGAUUUCUGCCUGCCCAGUAUCGGUAGUUCUGCUUGUUAAUAUAACCUGUGAGAUAAAAGUGCCUCAUCUGACAAGCACAACUUGCUUAGAAAUUCAUCUUCAUUGUUUAUGUGUGUUAACAUUUGUUGGCAGAAUUGCAAUCGCGACUGGUAAUCAUUUUCCUUCAACUGUUGCACUAUCUGCAGCUUGUAGGGGUGAAAUUUUAAUUCUAAAUGAAGAAUUCUGCGAACACUUUCACGGGACAUUUCAACAGCAGCUACUUGCUUACGAAUCGAAUGGCGUGGACUCCUCAAUACAGAUUGGCGUACAACAUCAAUGUUCUGUGCAGUACAAGCACUUCUUGGUCGUCCCGUUGGUUUCUUCUUUAAAGCUGAUCCACUCUCUUCACAAUUAUGAAUCCAACUUCUAAUGGCAUGUUUUGACGGAAAAGAAUCAUGACGUCCUAAGUUGUAAAAACGUCGGAACUCAAUCUGGGCAGCUUUCGAACUAUCACCGUUUUUAUAAAACAUUUUUAUAGCUAACGCACACUGUUGCCCGUUCCACUGGUCCAUGGCUACUGUAAUGGCGGCUUGUUUACUUGGUCACUGUCACUGUCCCGCAGUGCUGCCACCUGCUCACGGCUGCCACAACGCGUUACAAAAAUUCCCGUUAUUCUGUGUCACCCUGUAUCUGUACUGUAGUCGCACAGUGCAGACAGCUACCACAUGUUGUUUUAUGUCACCCGUUCUGGAGGUUUAAUUUCUAGUGUUUAUUGUACCAUGGAAAUAUCCAACGCACAAAUAGGCGAUUGGCUUCGUUUGCGUGAUGGUGACAUGGACAUCGAUAGUGAAAAUAACUUAGUGGACAAUAUAUAAAAUAAUAACAAAAAUUUGAUAAAAAACACUUUGUAUACAAAUUGCAUGAAAAAGUAUAUCUAAACUCUACAAACCUAUAUCUGUAAAAAGCAAUCAAAAAUUAAAUUCAGCAAAACAAUAUAAUUUUAAUUACAAAAAAGAAACCAUUAAGGUUAAAUGAAAUUAAUAUUUUUCUCUUUAAUAAUUAUUAUGAGAUUAUUAGUUGUUGUCAGCGGUAACAAAAUUAUUCUUUUAUUUCUGAUUUGUGUAAUGUAAAAUAUUUAAAGAGUCAAAGAGUCUUAAAAAUUGUUAACCAUUGAUCAUACAUAAUGAAAUAGGUUUCAUCCCUAAAUUUCUAAAUUAAAAUAUAUAUAAAAAUAUAUAUAAAUCUUAAAAAUAUAUAAGCCUAAUUUAAAUUAACAGUAAAACUAUAUUAGCCUGAUUAAAAUCAACAGUAAUCUUGCAACCAAAGAAUUCUUUUAUAGUGUAAAAUGGAGUUUUAAGCAACCAGCUGUACAUUCUAGUCCUAAACAUACUUAUAGGCUCAGUUCUAGUAGAUAGUGGUAAUUUAUUAAAGAAGCGUAUUACCAUACAGUUUGUGUGAUUUGGCAGUCUUUGUUAAUCUAUGCAUUGGGAUAUCAAUUUUGCUUCUCCCACAUGUAUUAUAACUAUGUAUAUUUUCUCUGAUGACAGAGUCAUCUAAGUUGUUUAUACGUACAUCAACGUACUGAAAAUAUAUAAGUUUACCACAGUUCUAGGUGGUACGGUUCUGUGGUGUACACCACAGUUUUAUUCAAUGAUAAAAAAUUCUCUGCGUGUAUAAAUCCUUUCGCACAUUAAAUGUUAACAGGUGUCUUGUAUCAAGAAAAUGUAUGUAAUAAUUAUGUUAAAUCUAGCAAAAGCUAUGUAUUGACAACUUGACUUUGAAAAUCUUGUUAACUCUUAACCAAUAAAAUUGGUUAGGCACCUAGAUAGGCACAAAUGAUGUAUUUGAAAUUCAAUAUAACACAAUCAUAACUCCGAGAGAGUUUGUGAGUAUUCUCUGUGGUUCUCUAAACAGCAUAUACAAUCAGCUUUGUAAAUUGUGACACUUAGCACUAAAAGGGUUAAAAUUAAUCAUUUAAGUUUUGAAACUCUCUUAGUUAGUUAUACAGUGUUGGGAAAGAUAACAAUGGAUUUAUGAUUUUUUUAUGGAUAACUUUCAAAGUGAUAAUUGGGAUGUAAACAAGGAUCUUAUUUUUCAUGUUUGGGCCGAUUGAGUCCAACUUUAACACCUGUGAUUGUAUUCAAUCUCAUCCUGACUAAAUUUCUUGGGUCAGCGUCGGUACCGAGUUUCUCUCGCUCUUGUCUUUGUCACCGCUUACCCACGAAAGUUGCAAUGACAAAGUUGCGUGUUUCAAAUUUUUUUCUGAAAUUAACUUGGAAAGUAAUUAGAUACUUCCAUAUAACAUAUACUGUAGAUUGUCUAGGUGUGUUGUUUUUGGCCUGAAAACAUUUGUGGUUUUAUACAUUCACAUGAUCCGACAAUACAAAACUGGAGCCUAUACAUUUAUGUAUACUGCACAAACAAACAUAAUGCAAAAUUUAAUCUAUCAUACAUAUUUUAAGUAGGCACCAAUGGUCUUACAAUAUUUAAAUUCAUUUUUUCUCACUGUUCUUUUUCAGCAAUAUGUAAAAAUAAUGUACAAGUAACUCGUUUAUGUAAAAUUAUUUACAUCUUAAGUGUUUUCACUGACCUUGGCACACAUGAAAAGUUGAUGUAGGUCCAUGUUGGUGUCCUGAGUUGCCAUAAGUUAGGCCAUAUGCAAGUUAUGAAUCUGUUAGAAUAUUUUUCCGACUUUGUAUUAUACUAAAUCAAUAAUCUGUACUACAUGUUUCUUUAAAUUGCCAGUGAAGUGUACCUUACAAUUUACAUGUUUUGUAUCUUUUUAAGUUAGCACUUUUUUAUUUUGCCAUGGCACAUGGGUUUUUUAAGUUAUUUUGCCGUUAAACAUAAAUUAAUAUAAUUAAAAUUGCAUUGCUUCUGAAAUAAUAAAUAAUAACCAUAGUUCAACUCGGUUAUUUUACAUUUAAUUAUUAUACUUUUUAACAUGACAUAGGUUUGUGUGCAAUGUAAUUAUUUGGAGAAUAUGUUAUUUUCAACUACACAAUUUAUAAGAACAAUAUUUCCAAGCAAAUCAACAAGUAACCAGAAGUUCUUGGUGGUACACCCUGUUACAAAGUAAAUAGGCAGAUUUUGUCUACAACAUCACUGUUCUCUACUGAACAUGAUGCAAAUCAUUGUAUCACAAUAUAGGCAAAAGCCAAAGUGUCACCUUGUUUGUUUAUUUAUGGUUUUAUAGUUUAUAAAAAAUAUAUAUAUAUAUAUUCUAUUAGACUUAGUCUGAUUAUAGUUGGAUUGUAAAUAUUGUUGCUAUGUUACCAAUGAUCUAACAAGCCUAAAGUUUGCUGUAGAUUCAGAAACUAUGUGAUGUAAAUAAGACUGUCCGUUUGGGAUAAAUAUUUAAUAAACUUAAAAUCUGGGAGUCUGUGAAAUACAAUAUUGGUAACGAACAUAAACAUGCAUAUCAAUAAGGGUAGAUCACUUUAAUUUUUUAAUCAAACAUUGAGAUAGCGCUAAAGCAUUUUAUUUGUUUUUAUUUUGUAACCUGAUUCCUAAAACUUGCAAUAAGUAAUUUCCUCGGUUACUGAAUGUGAAUGUAAUUUAUAUGUGUUGUAGAAUAGCCAUUUUUCUUUGCUGCCAUUUUGUAAACACUGUUGUGUCAUUAUGUGUAGUAUACACGAAACAAAAUUGCAUUACUCACUUAAAAUUGAAUUUGAAAUCAUCGCAUUAUGUGUAUGUAGAUAAAAGUGUGGAUUGUUAUAAAUUAUGAUUGUUUUAAUGUUGCCGGAAAAAAUACUACUGUCUGCCAAUAGCAAGAUUCCUAGUGUCAUGUUUUAGGAAUCUAAGGGAGUAGCAACAUCGGUCAUGAGCAAGAUUUCAGUAUUCAUACUGAGAGAGGUAGCAAACUCUUUCUGGAGCUCUCAGGAAUGUGGAAUACUUUGCAGUGAAUUAGCUUAGGAGCCAACUGUAAUAAAAUGACCUAGAGUAUUUUCUCCAUAAGGACAAUGUUAAACUCCAUGUACUUUUACACUAUUUUUGAUCUGUUGUCUGGGGGUUGUAUAAUUUUAAAGACAUAAUUAAUAUGCAUCCAAACACUUUUGGGUUUUUUUUGUGAAAAAACUUUUUACCACAAUUAUUUUUAUAUAGUUUUUGAAUAUUUUAUAAGAUUGUUUCAAUUGUUGUAGUGGAUAAUGUGCAACAGUGAUUACAGUGACAGCUUCACCUACCAUGCUUACCUUAGUGCAUACAUAACACUAUUGUCUAUAGAGUUCAUGCUAAAGAGCGAGUAAAAGCUUCUUGCAUAUAAUAAUUGUUGUGUCCUAUUCAUUUGUUGGAGGGUGGUUAAUUGUGCCCUUUUGUGACUAACCAAUCUCCUCCGUUGCACCAUUCUAGCCAAUAUUCUGCUGAAUAGACAAGAGUAUACGUGUUAUUAUGUAGGCUAUUAUUCUCAUGGUGUGCAACUCAUAUUCGGUUGAUGGUGUGUAAUUCAUUGUCAAAAUGAGGAGGGAACCAAACUGAUGCCCUUGAAUCCAGAACACAGUUAUAAACAGCAUAAACUGAUAAACUUUGACUUUAGUGAAAACCUAAAAACGUGAUUUUAAAAGUUAAAUCACUAUCGAAUUUCGGCAUUGAAAUUAACUUUUAGUUGUAAUGACUAUCAGUACUUGUGUUGGUACUACUGAAACAGUGUCACUUUACGAUUUUUGUAAGUCAAUGAUUACUCAAAUCAUGCAAUACAGCAUAUAAGUAUUCUUAUGAUGCACAAAGUUUUACAAUGCAAGAAUUGGAAAUAAAAUUUAAUUUAGCUUUCUAGAGGAGCUUUUGUUUGUUGAAAAAGUGCUCAAAUUAUAAAACAAAAAAAACAAAUCACUAAAAUUUAAAUGUCAUAAGUUUUUUUUAUAUCAUUAUUCAUUUUAUUUAAUUAAUGUUAUACUUUAUAUUUACAAAUAAAAAUCAAUAAAACUGUCUGGAUCAAAUUAAAUAACACUUUAUGCAGUUAAUGAUACUAAUACAUGGUACUCGUUGUUUUAAGAUUGUUAAUGACAAUGGAAUGUUUGAAAGGAUAAUUAAAUUUAGGACAUUUGCCCUCGUUACAUGUUACAAAAAAAGUCACAUGGUAGAUGCAGCUUAGUAUAUCUUUAUGCAUGAGACUUUUUCUGUAGUUGCAAAUGCCUCAACAGGUUGACUUUCCUCCAUCACCAGACAGUGUUAUGCCACUGUAAGUGAGCUAAUGUUUGAAAGUUGGGUACUAUUACAGUUUUCUGAAUCUGUACUUGGAUUCUUUAUGUAACCUGUACAGUACCCAGAAGACCAUGCAAAUCAAUUGUCGUGAGGAUGCGACUGUGCAUUGAAUAAAGUGGGUCUAUACAGUGGGAAGUCUUGGGUUGCAAAUUAGUAAUUGUAAAACCUGUACGGUAAGAGUACAUGAACCUGUGUGGACAGGAUACAAUAUGUAAUCUGAGUCCAACACACAUACACUCAUCUAAGUCACACACUCGCACACCACUUUAGUUAUUUUAUUCCAACAAAUGUUUAAGCAAUGUUUUAAUUGUACCAGGUUGAAAAAUUCUUACUGCUUCCUCCUUUACAAUUAACAGAUUUAAUAACCAUGACUUUAGUAUUAAAGUUUGUUUCAAGUUUUGCAUGUGAAUAUUGCUUUUAUUUGCCAAUUGCAUCUUCCGCUUUGUACUAAGUUGCCACAUAAAAAUCAGUGUCUAUUGUGAAACAGAGUCGGUGCACCGAGGUGGUAGUCAUUUUAAUGAUGGACAGCACUAUUUCAGUACAAACUCUAUCUAAUGAUAAAUAAAAAUUAUAUGGCAUUUGCCAUACUGUUGCAAAAAAUUGCUUUUUUUAUUAUGUACGUGCGCUGAUAGUUUGUUUUACUACAGUUUGAAUUUUAAUGAAGUUAAAGUAAGAAGUUGUUUGCCAACACACUGAACACUAAUGGAUAAUUGGAUUGCCCAACUAUCCCAUUAACUUUCCUUUGAAGUUUUCAAUGUUUGUAAUCAAUGACUGCUCAGCAAUAUUAGUAGCAACGAAGCAUGUAUCAGUAUUACCAUUUGAAAUAAGCAAUAUCUCAAUGUUUCACUGUUUUGUAUGGGUUUAUUAAACUCUCUAAUUUAUUUAUAAUAAAUUGAUAAUGUCCGGUUUCUGUUCUAAUGUCCUGCAAUCCACUUGUGCAGACUCUUGUAACAUGUGAUUGGGUGUACGUAUUUAAAGUGAAGUAUGACUGUAUUGCAUUUGUGAUAACCACAAUGUACAAUAUCUUGAUAUAUUCCUUUAGUUGUAUAAUGAGUACAACGCGUCAUAAAUACUGUCAAAUGUACAAUAAAUAACCAUCACUUUGGAAAAAUAAAUAUUGUAUACUUUAUUUUCACAUAUUAGUUUUUACAGUCACCAUAGAGGUUUAGGUGGAUGAAAGCAAUUUAGUUCAUAUAAAGCAGAUUUUAAGGUUUUUGAAUUAUAUUGAUUGAUCAUGUAUUUUCAACAUUAUAUGUGUUACUUUGUCUUGGUUUUAUAGUUUGGAAAUUAGUUUUAUAUUAUUAAGAAGAAUAUUUGACAGUUAAAUUACAUACUAUUACAUUUUGUAUUAAAAAAAUAAAUUCCUAUAAAAAUAUAA
Molecule: messenger RNA, 11181 nt
Organism: Homalodisca vitripennis (glassy-winged sharpshooter)
Lineage: Eukaryota; Metazoa; Arthropoda; Insecta; Hemiptera; Cicadellidae
Gene: Pdk
Product: pyruvate dehydrogenase (acetyl-transferring) kinase, mitochondrial
Exons: 9
Coding region: 137-1402 (421 amino acids)
Biological process (GO): regulation of glucose metabolic process; protein phosphorylation
Cellular component (GO): mitochondrion
Molecular function (GO): pyruvate dehydrogenase (acetyl-transferring) kinase activity
Source: RefSeq, a predicted model, not a curated record